CGCAGAGUGAAACGGAGGAGGUCCUUACUGAGUCGAAACUGCAGUAGAGCCCUGCAGGAGUUACAGCAAUUCAUUUAGUCUGAAGAGUGUUUAUUAUUAGAAAUGAAUAGCUAAUUGCUGUUACUGGAGACGUACGCUUUAAUCUCGCACAGAGAACCGACGGGAUUGUUGUAAGCCAAGGGGCCUACAGAAUUCAGCAGGACUGGGAGUGUUUGUAUCGGUCGUUUGUUUUCCGCGGUCGGGGGGUGGAAACUGAGAGUUUAGCAAGGAAGGGGGCCUGUCAGAGCUGCAUCUCCAGAGCCGAUUGCACAGGAUAACCGCAGCGGGGAGACUGGACAGACGCUGAUCAAACAGCAGCAGAUACAGGGAAUCGUCGUCUCGCUUGAAUUUCUCAGCGGGAUUGAAAAGGAAUCCUCCGGUGUGUUGGGACGUACAGAAUACAAGGAACGGAAAACACUGACGCAAACAGUCACCUGAAAAUCAUUCUAAACCAAGGAUCAAGUGUACAGUUCACGACAGCUCUCCCUUAGAGAAAAAAAAAGUUAUAACCAGGAUAUGUCCAAAAAUUGAGAACUGACAGUGGACACACCUAUACGAAAAGAUCCAGACGAGAUACCACAACGUAUGCGUGAGAUCUUCAAAAAAAAAUACGCCCGCAUUGCCCAGUUACCCGGACCACGCAAUACAUUGCUACAGUCGAAAGCGCAUUUGUUUUGCAGCGGUGGGGUGAGCUUUUAAUAAACAUGUGCGGAAUAACAAUAAGAAAAAGAAACAGCAGCAGCAUGAAUAUAUUUUCUCCUCGGGGCUGGUAGUGAUAACAGUGAAGCACGGGCAUCGGUAUCUGGAAGAGCCGUAAUUCGUUAUUUAUAAUUGGAGAGAGAAAGAGAGCUAUACAUAUAAAUACAUUUCUGGCUAGUGCCAGGGAGUCUGGUCAGAUUGUAUUUUGGAAACAUACAACCAGAGGCCUUACGUAAUCAAUAGUAAAGAAACAACCGUUAAUCGCAUUACUUUCAUCUGAACUUUAUCAGUAUAACGUUUCAGUAUAAUUUGAGGGCUGAAGCAGACUUGUUGAAGGGAAAAUAGGGUACGUGGCCUUGCCAAAGGUACCAUUCAAUAUAUUCUAUGAUUUAAGUACAUUCUGCUAGUAUACUGUUAUCUAUAUGUAUUUUAGUUUAAAGCAGAUGUGUAAAGUUAAUACAUUAGCAUUGUCAUUUUCUAGAAUUCAGGACCACCAGAAUGCCAAACUCGGAAUUUGCUUUAAUGUUUUUAGUUUUUAAAUAAAAGCGUUGUCACGCAAACUGUAUGUUUGGAAUGUUAAUUUUUAACAAGUACAGACCGUGUAUUCGAGUUGCAUUAUAAUUCGUUGAACAUUUGUAAAAGAUGACAGCAACAUUAACUUACGGUAGUUUUACGGCAACAGUAUAUUUGUUGUGAAUUUUUUGAGGAAACGGAUAUUUAAUUAAUCAAAUGUGAGCUGUGCAGGAUGGGGAUCCGAUUUUACUUACAGCUCUGAGUAGUUUGAAGAAUUUGAAUUGCUCCUAGACUCUGCAAAAUAAAACAGUUGUUUUCUGGAACUAAAACAGAUCGAAGGAUUCCCUCCCUCCCUCCCUUUUGUAUUGCACAGACAGAAUCAGGGAGAUAUUUAUUGGAGCUAUACUACGAGAAAACCCCAGGAAGGAUUGUGUUGCAACUAGCAAAGCCUCGCCAUCUUAUACUCGUUGACUUAAACUCGAUAUAUAAUACAUUUAACGCAACAUGAUGGAUUUCAGCAAGAUGGUCACCGUUUGGAUAGUGUGUCUGUGUGUCUUGAGUGAGAGCCGGGCAGAAAAGCUGCAGCAAGGAGGCCAGCCCCAAGCAGAGCAAGAAGCAGAUCCCUGGGUCUCAGAGCUGUGCCGCAUUGAUGAAGUUCUGUGCCAGGAUGAGGCCGCCACCCUGAGCUUCGAAGCCAUCCGCAACAUCCACAAGCAGAUGGACGACGAUGCCAAUGGGAAUGUGGACGCGGUGGAGACCGAUGGGUUCCUGAGGGAAGACCUGAACUACCACGACCCCAAAGCCAAGCACAACACCUUCCACAGAGAGGACCAGCUCAUCAGCGUCGAGGACCUGUGGAACUCCUGGAAGGCAUCCGAAGUGUACAACUGGACAGUGGAUGAAGUGGUGGAAUGGCUCAUUACUUACGUGGAGUUACCCCAGUAUGUAGAGACAUUCAGGAAAUUAAUGCUCAAUGGCAGUGACAUGCCCAGGCUGGCUAUGAAAAAUGCUACACUGACUGGCUCUGUUCUCAAGAUAGUGGAUCGCAGCCACGUGCAGAAGCUCCAUCUGAAGGCACUGGACACUGUGCUGUUUGGACCCCCACUGAUGAACCGUCACAACCACCUGAAGGACUUCAUGCUGGUGGUGUCCAUUGUGAUCGGGAUAGGCGGCUGCUGGUUUGCCUACAUCCAGAACCGCUACUCCAAGGAGCACAUGAAGAAAAUGAUGAAGGACCUGGAGGGGCUCCAGAGGGCAGAGCAGAGUCUGGACGACUUGCAGCAGAAGUUGCAGAUCGCCCAGGAGGAGCACCGCACUGUGGAGGUGGAGAAGGUAACUCUGGAACAGAAGCUGAGAAACGAGAUCAACUGUGCGAAGCAGGAAGCCCAGAGACUGAAGAAGCUGAGGGAGGGGACUGAGAACGAGCUGAGCCGGCAGAAAUAUGCAGAGGAGGAGCUUGAUCAGGUGCGGAUGGCCCUAAGGAAGGCAGAGAAGGAGCUGGAGUCUCGCUCUAGCUGGUCUCCUCCAGAAUCUCUGCAGAAGUGGCUGCAGCUUACCCAUGAGGUGGAGGUCAUGUACUACAACAUCAAGAAGCAGAAUGCAGAGCGCCAACUGCUGACCGCCAAAGAGGGGGCUGAGAAGAUUAAAAAGAAGAGGAACACGUUCUUUGGGACGUUCCAUGUUGCACACAGCUCCUCGCUGGAUGAUGUCGACCAUAAAAUCUUGUCUGCAAAGCAGGCGUUGAGCGAGGUGACAGCCACCCUAAGAGAGCGACUCCACCGCUGGCAGCAGAUUGAGAUGCUGACCGGCUUCGCCAUUGUCAAUAACCCUGGCCUCCCCACACUGGCCUGCGCUCUGAACUUGGACCCCAGCUUCAUGGGGGGCCGCCCCACUCCCCAGCACUUUAUCAUGACCGACGACGUCGAUGAUAUGGAUGAGGAAAUGAUGUCUCCUGGCACCCUCCAAUACGCAGCCUGGUUGAUGGACCGCCAAUCCAGUGAUCACUGGCCAAUCAGCUCAGAGAAUAACUCCCUGUGGAAAUAUCCGGCUCCCAGUAUGAUGUCCCUGCGGCAGCGGCACAUCGACCCUCAGCUGGCAAUGGGCUCUCAGAGGUUGGUAGAGGGUUAUGUCCCGGGUCAGCAGGGCGAGGGCAGCCUUUACCAGACCAGGACUAGGGCUUCCCUGCGGCAAGCUUGCAGUCACUCAUUCGGGCAGUUUGAGGCUUCUGGACCCCCCCCUCACCCUUCUUCUGCUCCCUCGCACCCCUCCAUCUCCUCUUCUUCCUCAUGUGGCUCCUCCCCUGCCCAUUCUGUCUUCCUCCAUCCCUCCCUCCAUUUCCAGCCCCUGGACACAAUUCCAGACCUCCCCCCUCCGGACAUCACCUCUGGGGUGUACCAGCGAUCCGACAGCUUGGGGGAUCUGAACCGCUCCGACUCAGACUCCUCCCUUUCUCAGCUUAGCGAGCAGCAGCGGCUCUCCAGUUCCUUAGGUUCAGGCUUCAAAUCUUACCCCAUCAAGCCCGCCUCUCUGUUCCACGGUGCCCCUGCCAGGGCCGAGGAAUCAGCCAGCGCACAUAGUCACACUCCCAACGGCGGCAACCGCAUCCUCGAGGCAGGGACCUGGCCGGAGAGCAUUUCCGACAGCCCGCUGUUAAAAAAGAAGGUGCAUGGUCAAGGGAUGGAGAAAUCAGCCAGCUUGGGAGAGAUCAACAACGCUCUGGCAGGGCUGUCCCAGUCCGAGUCCUCCCGGUCACUCAGCCCCACUUCCACUGAGCCUGACACUCCCUCCCCGACUGGGGAAACCAAGCAGGAGGCUUCCAUAAAAACCAGCCGCAUCCCACAGCUCUCCACUAAGAAGAGCCCACUGGAGGAGGACAGCGGUUCCACCGGUGAAGACACAGACACAAACGUCAGCCGGAAGAAACACACGUUCAAGAUAUUUAAGAAACAGAAGAAGUAACGUGUUUCAGAAUUUCACAUGACAAAGGGGUUAUGUUUUUAUUUUUAUUGUUUGUUUUUUUUUUUUUUUUUUUUUUUUUUUAUGUAGAGAUAGAAAGGUUGAUGGGGGAAAAAAAAAAACUUUAUUGCGAGAUAUAUAAAUGGCCGGUUUGUAGCGGCUGAAACACUGUCUUUGAGAUUUGAGGGUCCUUGUACCGAGGAACUGAAAGAAACUAGGGAAUUAUUUUGGGGAGUUGUAACGUGCUGUUUAUUCUGCAGGAAUCUGUGCCAGUCUUUUCCAAGUUUAAGGGAAAAUGAAUGCCCCAAGUUUGGUUCUAAAUUAAUUUUUGAGUACAUUUUUUAGGUUGCAUGUCUUUAUUUAAUUUUUUUUAUUGUGAUUGAUGCAGUGGGUGUUUGCUUGCUUUUUGUCGUUUUUCGCUUAACAACCAGCACAGAAAAAUACAAUUUGUCAGAGAGGGGCGUUCAAUAUUAGUGAGACAACAAAAAAAAAAGAACAGACUAUUACUGAAUCUCUCCAUCAAGAGUAAUCGGACAGUGUUUAACGCAGUAUCUUGUGGUGUACUGUAUCUGAUUAGACAGGAAUCUAACCUAGAAUGUCAUUAAAAUUCAAACAAAGCAAUUUACAUUUAAUGGGAGGACAAACUCCGGCUUCGAACUGGGGGGGGAGAGGUGCUAAGUUAUUAUAAUUUUUUUGCUUAAGAAUUCAUUAAACCUAAAUUUGGUCUUAAAACAAGAAACUGUGCCCGUAUGAAUGCUCAACGUCCAGUAUUUGUGUAUUGCAUUGGGAAAUUAUCUAUCUCUUUGCCUUUUCAAAUACUGCCUGAAGUUGACAGAGUGGCACUGCUAAGGACACAGAGCACAAAAAAAACCACAAAUCCAUUGGAUCAGAAUUCAGGAACCCACUGAAAUUGCCCCAGUGUUUGCUGUGUUGUUUCUUUUGUGCAUGACUCAAUAAAAACCAGGGGCUUUUUUUAACUGUGCUCUUGUUUACCACGGCUGCCAGGGAGAGCUGAACUCGACUGACUUCUCCUGUAAACAAACUUCCUGAAGAUGAUGAGUGCUGUGCUGUUAGUUCAGGUGGAGGGAUGAGUUAGCAACAACAAAAAAUAGAUAUCUUUUGCUGAUCCUUGUCUGCAUUAAUCAGAGAAAUCCUGUCAUUUUGAGAUUUACCAAAUCAUUCCUUAAGGUUACCAGACUGUUGCUUCCAUCCACCAACAGUAGCACAGCUCUUAACCAGAAUGUGCUGGGUCAUUGGACAGCAACCAACUUUCUGCCUGCUAAAGCUUACCAUAGUACACCCAUGAUCUCAUGGAUUGAAAUCAAAGUGUCUUCCCACAGUCCAGAGCUCAGUGGAGGAAUGAAAUUGUUAGGUGAUCUUAGGAAAACAUUUUUAUUUUGUUUUGUUUGGUCUUCACACAUCUGAUGUGUCUGGUUUGUUUUGUCAGUCUGGGUCGAGCAGUACCAAGUUUGCAUGGUUGCCUGAGAAUCGUGGCAGCUCUUUGUGCAAUUAAUCUUUUCUUUAUUGACAAAAAUAUAGUGCUUUGAAAUACGGUUCUGGGACUGAUCUGAAAAGUACACCACAGGAAUUGAAACUCCAUUCUUGGCUUGUCUGUUUGCCUGUUCUGAAUCCUGUAUUAUAUCUGUGUUUGUGUCUUUACAUGCACACUGUAAAAUCAGAAAUGUAUGAAAAUGCUUAAAUAUAUUUUAAUGUAUUUGUCAGAAAAAAAAGUUUCUUCAAGCUGUAAUAAUCAAAUUAUGAAGACAAAUAGAAUUUUGAUCUACUGGGUGGUUAUAAGACACUUGCAUUGAACUGCUGCUGUGGAAAAAGCUUUCAAUAGCGGCAAUAGGAUUACCACAAUAAUAAUGGGGCUGUAACGCAAUGCCUGUAUGUGUUCUGCUAUUAACUUAUUUUUAUUGUCACCAUUCAGUGUGGUAAGGAGUGUGCCCCCUGUCCCUGCCACAGCAGGUGACUGAUAUAACCUGUACAGUAAAAAAUAGACAGUUUUGAAAGCUUUGUUUGAACAGAAUUGUCAAAAUAAGGGGCUUUUUCUUUAAGUGUUACUUAAAGGUGUCCUCAGAAACUGAAAUAUCCAAAAAGUGUUAGAAACUCCAGACACUGGUGUAUGUCAGCUUCAGCGGCUGUUGCCCAGGCCCACCACUUCCUAGCUAACUCUGUAAGAUAGUGUGGUCAGAGUGGAGUAGAAAUGGAUCAAGGAAAACCUGCCAAAAAUAUGAGGGUCCACACAUUUGUUUGCGCGACCCUGUCGCUGUUUAACCCUUUGAUUCCCAAUGGCAUUCCUGAACAGUAAAUCCGUACACCCUUGGGAAUCGAAGGAUUAUUGGCUGCUGUUUGUGAUAGCACUACUAUAUUUGUACCCGCGGAGCAUUGAGCUGCUUUCUUUGAACUGAAACAAGCAUCCACAUACUGUACCAGCGCAGGGGGGUCUUCAUUGGUUUUAUUUCCUUUUAGUGCAUGAUUCUUGUAAUGCCAGGUGACGUCUCUCUAGUGCUCAGUUUCAUUGUACGCUGGCAACAGCUUUAAAUGUAAAAGAAAAAAACAAAACUGGUGUCUCAUCCCUGUUCUGUAAAGCCAUUUUACUGGUAAUUUCAUUCAUCAGAAAGGUUUUAAUGUAUCUCCCCUUGAUUGGUCUGAAAGCUAACCCUUUUGGAAGGACAACGAGCUGUUAUUGGUUUGCACGUUUGUACCAGAGCUUUUGAAGUCCCAGACUGACUGAGCCAGGGACAGGCUUCACUGACAGGCAGUAGCGGCUUGGACAGAGGUAAAUGUAUGCUGCUGCUUCAGUCCUGCUUCCCCCAGCACUUGAGAAAGUGGACAAUGAAUAGAUGCCAGAGAAAAUUGGUCAUAAAUACUAUAGUCACCACUGAAAAUAAGUGGACACAGAAAAUACUGUCACUGCUCUUGUCAGACACUUGUAAAUAGCCAGCAGGUUAUCAGACAUUUCAAUCUAAAUCUUCUCAUCAGGUUUAGGAGCUACUUAAGGUGAGCUGACAGGCUUCACUCACAUAGGUGCAUAACCUUGCACAAAUCUCUCACCCAGACAUACUCACGCACUCAUAUUCACACAUGUAUCGUCAGCUGCUGUAAUUGGAGCUUCAAACAGGAGGCUUCAGUGUCUCUGGGGUUACUGAAAUGGAGAUUCCUUCACAGAAAUACCCUUGCAGUUAAUUACACAUGUUUCCCUAUAUAUACUCCUAUGUACCCAUAAUAACAGUGCGUAUCGGUUAUGCAGAUUGUAGAAUCAGGAAACCGGCAUAUAGCUAUACGUUCAUGAAUAAAUAUGUGCUGUUGAAUAGGAGUUUCUCUGUGCCUUCGAAGAGCGGAAAACUAUUUGGUUCCCAAAACUUUGUUUUCAAAGUUUGUAACUCUGGAGACCACAUAGAAACCAAAAUGAAUGCAAAUUAAUGUACUGCAUUUGACAUUAGAAAAGAGCUGUUUUUUUUUAUUGUUUGUACUGUACAUAACUGAUGUUUCUAAGAAUGUGUUCAUGCACGAAGUUGUGUCUCAUGACCCCUUUUUCCUCCGAAUCGAAGUUUAUAUAUUUUUUAUUUUCAGCAAGUCACUUUUUUGUAAAGAGCAAUAGUUUGCCAGUGAAUACUAGUAAUAGCAAGUCUGGGUUUGAAAGUUCACUUUUACAUGGAAAUGAAUAGACUAUGGGUUGAAUCACUGUUACACAGAGCACCUCGAUUAACUGCGUGUUUAAAGACCCAGUUAUAUGUGUGACACUGUCUGUCUUGUCUAUCGCCAGCACCAGGCUGCUCUCUUGGUAGUGGUGUGAAGCUUUUUGCCAGCGCAUGCUACCUGCUGUCUUGGCUUAAUCGGGGUGAAGGGAAAGAAAUUUUCAGAUGUGUUUUUUUUUUUUUUCUAUUGUCCCUUCUGCUUAUGUUUAUGAAAUAAGUAAAACUUUGUACCAAGUUCUGCAUCUGCUGUAACCUUCUGGACACUAGUCUCCAGAACUUUUUGGCACUCCUGCAUGAAGCAAUAAACUAUUUUGAAUGAAA
This is a messenger RNA of Polyodon spathula (Mississippi paddlefish), 8228 nucleotides long. RefSeq names its product stromal interaction molecule 1-like. NCBI's taxonomy places the organism in Eukaryota, Metazoa, Chordata, Actinopteri, Acipenseriformes, Polyodontidae. The record is from RefSeq and is a predicted model, not a curated record. Gene Ontology annotation, molecular function: calcium ion binding; protein binding; calcium channel regulator activity. Gene Ontology annotation, cellular component: plasma membrane; endoplasmic reticulum. The coding region runs from base 1756 to 4209 and encodes 817 amino acids. Gene Ontology annotation, biological process: intracellular calcium ion homeostasis; store-operated calcium entry; activation of store-operated calcium channel activity. The transcript has 13 exons.